This is a messenger RNA of Coccidioides posadasii C735 delta SOWgp, 1808 nucleotides long. Its product is annotated as erg24, C-14 sterol reductase. The record is from RefSeq and is a predicted model, not a curated record. Gene Ontology annotation, biological process: ergosterol biosynthetic process. Gene Ontology annotation, molecular function: Delta14-sterol reductase activity. Gene Ontology annotation, cellular component: endoplasmic reticulum membrane. Lineage: Eukaryota; Fungi; Ascomycota; Eurotiomycetes; Onygenales; Onygenaceae.
AGCUUCCAAGAUUAGCUAUGCGAAUGGUGACCAAAAAGGGAUUUUGUCCCUUUUGCUCUGGAAUUCAAUUGAACGCUCAUUUUGCCCUCAUCUUCGAAUAUUCUUGCGACCGAUAGUUAUUAGAAAAAAUGGCUUCAAAGGGCGGGAAGGUCGUUUCCCAGGCUCAACAUCAUCGAGGAUACGAAUUCGGGGGGCCAAUCGGAUCAUUUGUUUUGACAUUCGGCUUGCCGGUGCUGGUUUACAGUUUUGCGUUCUUUUGCAAUGAUAUCUCGGGAUGUCCUGCACCGUCACUCCUCCAUCCGUCCACCUUGUCCCUUGACAAGCUGAAGACGGAAAUUGGUUGGCCGGAGAGUGGAAUCAAGGGCUUAUACGAUGGCCAUGUCACCCUUUAUGUGCUGGGUUAUUAUCUUCUCAGUCUUUUCUUGCAGAUAUUUCUUCCCGGCACUGAGACCCAGGGAGAAGUUUUGGCCUGUGGAGGUCGACUGAAAUAUAAAUUCAAUGCAUUUAACUCCGCUGUUUUGAUCCUUCUUGGGUGCGGUGCCGGGACAUAUAUUUAUGGGGUCGACUUCCCCUUGUGGACAUUUCUCUGGGAGAACUAUAUCCAGGUUCUGACUGCAAACCUCUUGAUCUCUUCUAUCCUUGCUAUUUUUGUUUACCUCUAUAGUUUCACUGUCCCAGCACCAGGUACACCAAAUCCUAUGCUUCGAGAGUUAGCUCCUGGCGGGCAAACGCGCAGUGCCUUGUAUAACUUCUUCAUUGGACGCGAACUGAACCCCAGAGUCAAACUCCCUAUUCCCUUCGUGAAGGACACCUCUAGAACAAUCGAUAUCAAGGUUUUUUGCGAAUUGCGACCGGGAUUGUUGGGCUGGGGGCUUCUGAACCUGUCGAAUGUGGCACACCAGUAUAAAGUUAACGGAAGCCUCACGUCGUCAAUCCUCUUGGUGACCGCGUUUCAGGGCUUCUACGUCCUCGAUGGCCUAUACAUGGAACCGGCGAUCUGCACCACUAUGGACAUUAUCAUGGACGGAUUUGGUUUUAUGCUGGCUUUCGGUGACCUUGUGUGGGUCCCGUUCACAUACUCAAUUCACACCAGAUACCUGGCCAUAUACCCCUUCGAGCUGGGUAUCUAUGGGGCUGCUCUUGUGAUUGGGGUUCAAUCUCUUGGGUACUAUAUCUUCCGUAGCACCAAUAACCAAAAGGACCGUUUCCGCAAGAAUCCAAACGACCCGAGAGUGAAGCAUCUUCAAUAUAUCCAGACUUCUCGGGGCUCGAAGCUGAUUACGUCCGGAUGGUGGGGUGCCGCUCGUCACAUAAAUUAUUUGGGCGACUGGAUCAUGUCAUGGACAACGUGCCUACCGACUGGUAUCGCAGGUUACGCCAUGGUUGAGAGACUCAAUCCUCUGACGGGAACCAGUGAGGUACGUGCGGUGCAAACAGAAGAGUCUCGCGGUUGGGGGAUGGUGUUUACUUAUUUCUACAUUGUGUAUUUUGGAAUCCUGCUUGUCCAUCGCGAAAGACGAGACGAGGAGAAGUGCAGAAACAAAUAUGGUGCAGACUGGGCGAAGUAUACCUCGAAAGUGAAGAGCAGGAUCAUUCCAGGUAUCUAUUAGGGUUGUUUGGAGCUCUUACAUGUUUAAAAAGGCUGUGUGGUGACCAGGGGCGCAUGUUACUCUAUUAGCAGGGUGAAUUUAUAGUGGAUGGAUCAAAGCGACCCUUGAUAUCGCUUUCUAACUUCAUAAAUGUAUUAAUGCUUCAAAUUAUAUACUUAUAAUGCUUUUAGAUAAUAAUAAUAAUCUAUGACAAUUAAC